UUUCAAAAUCACCUUGUGUGAGCUGUGAUUGAUGUGAGCAAGAUUCCAUUCCAUUUUCAAUUUCAUACUCAUAUAUCACGCAAAUUUGCACAUUUGUUUCUGAACCAACACAUUCCACAACAAGGAUUCUUCUUCCAAACAAACCACCUCAACACACUUUUGGGGUCUGAUCUCAAGCCCAGAGAUGGUGACUUGCAGUGAUCAAAAUGCAGUUAGUAAGCAUGUGAUGGCAGCUGAUACCAUAAAGGACCACACAUUGAGCAGCAAGAAAAUAGAAGGAGAUGAGGGUUUGAACACCGUGGCGUGCCUCAGAGGGAGGUUACUAGCAGAGAGACAGGCUUCAAAGGUAGCUAAGGAGGAAGCAGAAUCAAUGGGCAACAAGUUGGUUGAGUUGGAAAAGCUGCUUAGAGAAGAGAUUAAAUUAAGAGAUAAAGCUGAGAGGAAGCUAAAUUUUUUGAAGAAAAAACUUGAAUCUUUCAACACAACCUCCAAAGGGAAAUUGGAGCAAUCUGAUUCAUCUGAGAAAUGUGAAUCUUUCAACACAUCCUCCAAUUCAGGGCAAUUAGAGCAAUCUGAUUUGUCAGAGAAAUUUGAUAAUUAUUGUGAGACAUCUUCAAUUAGUUCAGCUUCCAAGCAUUCAGAAGAAAAGAAUCUUGCAAAAAACCCAACUUUGCUAGAAAAUGUUGCACUCAUUCAGACCCAUAAUGGUGAAUCCACUACAAAAGAUUGUGAUUCUCAGAUUACUGAUUGUUCCAAUAGUAAUUCAGACAUGGGUUUCUCUUCCCAGGAUUUGAACAAUGAUGGUAGCAGGCUUUCUAGUUUGAGCUCAAAAUCAUCCGUGACAGAGAAUGAGAGUGAUUAUGGAGAUUCCUUUGAUAAUUCUAUGGCAUUAGUUCCUGUGAAUAUGACAGCAACAUCACAAGCCACCAUUAACCAAAAACCAGUUAAUGAAAGAGUCGGUGAAGCUCUAAAUGCAUUGAAGGUUGCAAAAGAAAGGCUCCAAGGUUCAUUAGGAAUAAGGCAAGUGAUUCCCAUUGGCACAAAUUAAGCUCACACUCGAUGCAUGUUUGGAAACCAUUCUUCAACUGAUUCUGAAGCCAUAAUCGAUUGUGAUGAGAAGCUUCUGUGAGUAGUUUCUGCAUUUUAGAAUUGAUACCGAUGAUGAAAGAGAAACGGAUCGAAACAUGCUAUUAGAUAGUAAUAAUGCUAAAUAAUUUCUCUGUUAAUGUAUUAUAGAAAAUAAGAUUAUUUACUGAAUGUUUUCUACAAAUUGAUUGUGAAAAUCAGUUCUAGAGAUAAAUUAUUGUAAGUAACUUCUAGUGCCAAAAUUGAUUUUGAUGAAAGAGAAGUUGAUCUGAA
Lotus japonicus is the source of this 1359-nucleotide messenger RNA. RefSeq lists its product as uncharacterized. The transcript has 4 exons. The coding region runs from base 185 to 1048 and encodes 287 amino acids. NCBI's taxonomy places the organism in Eukaryota, Viridiplantae, Streptophyta, Magnoliopsida, Fabales, Fabaceae. The record is from RefSeq and is a predicted model, not a curated record.